CAACGACAAUACUACAUUCUCUCGGCGAUUAAACGAUAUCGAACGAAUCUCGUAAAUAUUUUCUGCGAAAAUUCACGGGGACGUGGUCUUUUACUAUCGAGAAACAGCCAGAAACAUUAUUGAAUGAAGAUAGAAGCGAGAGAUCUCGGUCCGGGGUCCAUUCGUUUCAGUUUUCACACCGAUAGUGCACGUGAGGAUUCCUCGUGGUAACAGUGACAAAAAGGGAGAAAGACACGCGUCUUAUCGGCCAGUUAUAUCUUUUUUAGGACGAGAUUAAACUAUGUCGUGGAUUUUUGGAUAUCGUAAUGCACAACCACAAGAUUUUUCGCAAUUCGUGCAACCGCCGCCGGCGCCGGGCAAUGCUGCUGGCGAUGGAGAUGUACCCCGAACGCCGACUACAAAGUCUCAAAUGGAAGCCUAUCGAUUCGAUUCGAGCGCAUUGGAGAGAGCGGCAGCUGCUGCCAAGGAGCUCGAAAGAUCCCAACAUGCCAACGCAGCAUUGGAACUUUCCAAACUGCAGGAAACGACCAAGCAGGUUGAAAUGCAAACAGAGCUGAAAAAGUAUGAAGCCAGCAUCGAACAGAUGAAAGGGGAACAAAAGCGUAUAGAGGGGGACGAAAGGAGAAAAACCAUGCAAGAGGAAACCAAGCAACACCAGAUGAGAGCCCAGUAUCAGGAUCAACUAGCGAGAAAACGAUACGACGAUCAGUUGAUACAACAACAGAAAAUGAACGACGAAAAUUUAAGGAGGCAGGAAGAGUCGGUAGCGAAACAGGAAGCGAUGAGAAAAGCUACGAUAGAACACGAAAUGGAUUUAAGACACAAGAAUGAAAUGAGAAAGUUGGAGGCGGAGCUGAAAGCCAAAGCAAAAAUUGACAGAGAAAAUCAGGACUUGAAUUUAGAACAAAUUAGACUGAAGGCGUCUGAGAAAAGAAUCACGGUUUUGGAGUCUAUAAAAACUGCAGGUUCGGUAUUAGGCUCUGGUGCAACGGCUCUGUUGCAAGACUGGGAUAAAAUUGUCGCCGCCGCCGGUGGUUUGUCUCUGUUGGCUCUUGGUGUUUACAGCGCGAAAGGUACGACGGGUGUGGCGGCACGAUACAUCGAGUCACGUUUAGGGAAACCGUCUUUGGUUCGAGAAACUUCCAGAUUCACGGUGCUUGAUACGAUGCGGCAUCCUAUCCAGGCGACCAAGAAAUUGAAAAACAAGCACACGGACGCUCUGACCGGCGUUGUCCUAGCACCGAAACUCGAGGAAAGAUUACGCGAUAUUGCGAUAGCCACGAAAAACACGAAACAGAAUCGUGGAAUGUAUAGGAACAUAUUGAUGCACGGUCCACCGGGAACCGGUAAGACUAUGUUCGCUAAAAAAUUAGCAGAACACUCUGGUAUGGAUUACGCGAUCGUAACCGGUGGUGAUCUAGCACCGUUGGGUAGAGACGGUGUCACCGCCAUUCACAAAGUAUUCGAUUGGGCCGUAACGUCCAGAAAAGGUCUUCUACUAUUUAUCGACGAGGCUGAUGCCUUUUUAAGAAAGCGAUCGAGCGAACAUAUCUCGGAGGAUCUGAGAGCCAUGUUGAACGCGUUCCUCUAUAGGACGGGCGAGCAAAGUAACAAGUUCAUGUUGGUUCUUGCCUCGAAUACUCCGGAGCAAUUCGAUUGGGCCGUCAAUGAUAGAUUGGACGAGAUGGUAGAGUUUCGUCUGCCGGGACGAGAAGAGCGCGAACGAUUGGUACGACUUUACUUCGACAAAUUUGUUCUUCAACCUGCGAUCGAGGGGAACAAAAGGUUGAAGAUCGCGCAGUUCGAUUACAGCACGCUCUGUAGCAAAAUGGCCGAAAUGACCGAGGGAAUGUCCGGAAGAGAAUUGGCGAAAUUGGGUGUGGGGUGGCAGGCGGCUGCUUACGCUUCCGAGGACGGAGUGCUAACUGAACAAAUGGUUAUGGACAGAUGUACCGAGACCAUCAAGCAACACAUGCAAAAGGUUCAAUGGCAAAGCGAACAGGAGAAGCAAGAAUCAAAGUCAAUUUAUGCCACAGAGAAGGAAGUAGUCGCACCGAUAAAAUUGAAGAAACCCAUGAUCGAACCGGCACCCCAGGCUUCGGUCGCAACAGCUUAAUGAACAAGUAUAAUCGCGUCGACGUUUUAAACACCAUAUUUUAUUAAAAAACAAAUUAGUACUAAGUGGAGACGAGAAAGGUACAAAUGACGUUGUUAAGAAGACGAAUUUAAUGUACAGUUUUCGUUUUCGAAGCAAGGCGCGCGUGUAUAAAUAUUGUAAAGUAACGGUGCAUUUGUUAGAAAUGUAAAUUCCUAACUCGAUUAAACACACUCUCUCACACACACACACACACACACAUACACAAGUCUUUGAUCACGUUUCAAAGGAAGAAUAGGAUAAAAAUAUAAACGGCUUGCAAAGAAUUAAAAUCGAACUCUUUUACCAAUAAGUUUUAACGCGGUAAGUAAUUUUGCAUACCAAAAUGUUCCAUGUUUUCCGUUAGUAUCAUAUUACGAAGAUUCCCUAGAUUCACUGUUGUAACAGUGAAAUACUCAAGAACGAUGAGUAACAAAUUGUAAAUCAGUAGUAAAAUAUCAAAGUAUCGGAGACAUGAGUUGUGAUUUUCAGCUGAUACCCUGUUUUUAAAACACGUUUGCGUAUAUCCGAUACUUGGGAUUUAUUUUUAAUUUCGUGUAAAACGAAAUACUUUUCAAUUCCGUAAGUAAAUGCACGUCUUCGGACAAGAUCGUGUUCAGACUUAUUUGUAUCGGGGAAAAUCUCACGAACCCACUAAUAUUCCCAUAAAGUUAUAACGAAAAAUAUAAAAAUGUAUGUUUCAUUGGUAAUUGCGUCACUGAUAUGUGUGAAUUCCUUUCGU
Molecule: messenger RNA, 2876 nt
Organism: Colletes gigas
Lineage: Eukaryota; Metazoa; Arthropoda; Insecta; Hymenoptera; Colletidae
Gene: bor
Product: ATPase family AAA domain-containing protein 3A homolog
Exons: 5
Coding region: 281-2116 (611 amino acids)
Biological process (GO): mitochondrion organization
Cellular component (GO): mitochondrion
Molecular function (GO): ATP hydrolysis activity; ATP binding; zinc ion binding
Source: RefSeq, a predicted model, not a curated record